CCCCCCAGGGUACUACUUCCGUGCGGGCACAGGCGUCGGCAGGAGCAAGUGGCACAUCUACCUGCCGCAAGGCGCAUGGUGCAGCACUCCAGCCGAGUGUGUUGCCAGGAGCAAGAUAAAUCGCGGAAGCAGCACGUUCUUCCCUCAAGUGCCCAGCAAGAAGCAUCCCCUCUUUCCUGGGUUCACAGGCAUGUUCAGUAGCAGCAGCCGCAUCAACCCACCCUUCCAUGAUUGGAACACCGUUCGUUUUAUCUACUGCGAUGGGGGUGGCUACUUGGGAACGGUUGGGAGGUUGGAGGUUGGGAACGGCAGUGUGCUUUACCUGGAUGGGUGGAAUAUCAUCCAAGCAGUGAUUGAGGAUCUCAAGUCAAGGCGCGGAAUCCAAUCUGCAACGCACAUCAUCCUCUCGGGCUCCUCAGCGGGCGGCCAAGCAGCUCUUGCUCUCUGCGAUCGCAUCGCUGCCGCCUUCCCCCACGCGACAACCAAACUCCAAGGACCGAGAGGGGGGCAACACGUGGCGUGGCACUAUCAAGAACAUGGUUGCUCUGCACAAACCCACCUGGCCUGCUUGCCAAGAUG
Messenger RNA from Closterium sp. Yama58-4, 579 nucleotides. Lineage: Eukaryota; Viridiplantae; Streptophyta; Zygnematophyceae; Desmidiales; Closteriaceae. The record is from the annotation of a GenBank genome assembly.